Momordica charantia (bitter melon) is the source of this 1358-nucleotide messenger RNA. RefSeq names its product large ribosomal subunit protein uL10z. Gene Ontology annotation, molecular function: large ribosomal subunit rRNA binding; structural constituent of ribosome. The record is from RefSeq and is a predicted model, not a curated record. Gene Ontology annotation, cellular component: cytosolic large ribosomal subunit. Lineage: Eukaryota; Viridiplantae; Streptophyta; Magnoliopsida; Cucurbitales; Cucurbitaceae. Gene Ontology annotation, biological process: ribosomal large subunit assembly; ribosome biogenesis; cytoplasmic translation.
UCUUUCUCCAAUCUCUCGUUAGGGUUUCUUCUUCCGGAAAAUUUUCUCAGUUUUCUCUCCCAAUAUUUGAAAUCUUGAAAUCUUGAAAUCUCCCACCAUGGUUCUCAAGCCCACCAGAGCUCAGAAGAAGUCCCAGUACGACCAGAAACUCUGCCGACUCCUCGGCGAGUACUCUCAGGUCCUCAUCGUCGGCGCCGAUAAUGUCGGCUCCAACCAGCUCCAGAACAUCCGCCAGGGCCUCCGCGGCGAUUCCAUCGUCCUCAUGGGCAAGAACACCAUGAUGAAGCGCUCCAUCAGAAUACACUCUGAGAAGACCGGCAACACCGCCGUCAUGAGCCUCGUUCCCCAUCUUGUGGGAAACGUGGGUUUGAUCUUCACGAAAGGCGAUCUCAAGGAAGUGAAGGAAGAGGUCGCCAAGUACAAGGUGGGAGCCCCAGCUCGUGUUGGACUUGUUGCACCAAUAGAUGUGAUUGUUCCUCCAGGAAACACCGGACUCGAUCCUUCCCAGACUUCUUUCUUUCAGGUGCUUAACAUUCCAACCAAGAUUAACAAAGGCACAGUGGAAAUCAUCACUCCUGUGGAGCUAAUCAAGAAAGGAGACAAAGUCGGCUCGUCCGAGGCCGCGCUGCUCUCUAAGCUUGGGAUAAGGCCUUUCUCUUACGGUCUCCUUGUUCUCUCUGUCUAUGACAAUGGCUCUGUUUUCAGCCCGGAAGUGCUUGAUCUUACAGAAGAUGAUCUUCUUGAGAAAUUCCUCACUGGGGUUUCCAUGGUUGCCUCGGUCUCUCUUGCUUUGUCUUUCCCAACUCUUGCGGCUGCUCCCCACAUGCUUAUCAAUGCCUACAAGAAUGCUCUCGCUGUUGCUGUUGCUACCGAAUAUUCAUUCCCACAGGCUGAAGAAGUCAAAGAAUUCUUGAAGGAUCCAAGCAAAUUUGCAGCUGUAGCAGCUCCUGCUGCAGCGGCGGAGUCUGGAGGUGCCGCCCCAGCAGCCGCUGCCCCCGCUGCAAAGGAAGAGAAGGAAGAACCAGCAGAGGAGUCGGACGAGGAUAUGAUCAUGGGACUGUUCGAUUGAGCUCGAUCGACGGAUUAACAGUUAAGAAGAAUUUUCCAAUCUAUCUAGUGUUUUUAUUUUGUUGUUUAUAUGCUGUUUAAGAUCUUUGGAGUUGGUUUGGUGCUUUUGGUCUGUUGAAGUUGAAGAUGAACCAUACAUUUUUCCAAAAAUGGUGGUCGAGUUAGUUGCAUUCAUGUUCUUUGUUUUUGUUGCAGUGCACUAUUUCCUACUUUUUAGCACAAGAAUUUCCGCUACUGAAUGAUUCCAUCUUAAAAACAUGUGCUGUGCUCACCCUGUCUUCUGUCUUUUA